Messenger RNA from Drosophila obscura, 692 nucleotides. RefSeq lists its product as uncharacterized. NCBI's taxonomy places the organism in Eukaryota, Metazoa, Arthropoda, Insecta, Diptera, Drosophilidae. Bases 213 to 617 code for a protein of 134 amino acids. The transcript has 2 exons. The record is from RefSeq and is a predicted model, not a curated record.
UAAUGUUUCAGUGUGUGUGUAUUGGAGAUACACAAAAUAGUUGCUUAAUUUAACUCUCAAAAAUAAGGUUACUAUUGUGUUUAAUUAUUACAUUUUCGCUUACUACCAACACUAAACAAAUGCCAACAGUUCAGGCGCAUACGCGAAGGAACCUUUCGGUGUGCAUCCAGCGUACAUUUUUGCUUAGCUCUUAAAACAAAAAGCUAUACAAAAUGACAGUCCAAAAUGAGAAUAAUCCGCUAUAUGCGCCCCUAUACGAAAUUAUUCCCAACGUCCCCGAACAUGUUGAGGUCGUUGCCGAGAGCUUUGGCUUGGGUUAUUUGAAUAUUUUGCCAUUUUUUGGCGAAAUGAUUGAGCUUGCUUUGCUCGGUAAAAAUGGUGACCAGGGGAGGAUUUUUGGCAAACUGGAAAUGCUGACGGCCAAAGGCGAACUUAUUCUGAGCCAUUGCUGCGCGAUUGUCUUCUACAAUACAUGGAGCGAGAAGGAGUUCCCUGUGGGCAUCGUCAAGGUUCCACACCAGCAUCUCUGCUCCAUCUACUGGGAAGCUCCAAAGGACUCGGACUCAUCGGGCACAGACUCUGAUUCCGGGUCGCAGUCGAACACGCAGCAACAGUAAAAAUUUCAUAUGAUCCCAUGUACACAAACAUACACACAUACAUACAUAUUUUGGGUUUCUAUGUUCAAAUAAAAA